AUGUCACCGGUUUCGAGAACGAUGUUCUCCGCGCUCAUUCUUUUCGCAGCGCCAUUCGUUAUCGCUACGUCUAUUAAUUCUCGUCAUAAUGAUCACCACGACGUAUCGACCCAGCUCCCAUCAACAUGGUAUCAUGCAGCCGAACACCCUGUUCACAAAUUAUUCAAACGCGGACCGGAAGACACGGAUGGCAUUGAAUACGCGACUGUAGGCUCACCAACUUGGGCUAGUAGCUUUCCCCAGUCUACUCCCGAUGUUGCCCAGCUACCACAGGCCUGGACCGACGCGCUCCGAAAGGCUGUCGCUGACGGAAAAAUUCCUAAUAUACCUCCCACAAGAGCCCCUUCUGUGGACGUGGCUCCAGCAUACCCGCCUGGAGUCGACCCGAUGGAUCCUAACAUCUGCUCGGCUACAUAUCGAUGCAGAAUUCCAGGUGAUAUGUGGGACGCCCCGGAUGGUGUCUUUGGUACUGGGUUUGACGACACUCCGACACAGCCGUCAAUCAAGCUCAACCAGUUCCUCAAAGACAACAACGAGCGGACUACUCAUUUCAUGAUUGGUGUAAAUAUUCGACAGAAUCCGGAUAUUUUCUUGGAUAUUCACAACCAUGGAAGUGACAUCGCCGUUCACACUUACACGCAUCCAGCAAUGACAGCGUUGUCCAACGAGGAGAUCCUUGGCCAGCUGGGCUGGACUAUGGAGAUUAUCCACAAUUCGACAGGUGGACGUCUCCCAAGGUACUGGAGGCCUCCUUAUGGUGACUAUGAUAUGCGGGUUAGAGCCAUUGCUCGGGAGGUGUUCGGCCUUGAGGUCAUCCUCUGGAAUCAUGAUACCAUGGACUGGUCUCUGAUUACUGGAGGAACUACCCCAGCUGCCAUCAACGCGUCGCUCACCCAAUGGCUGACUGGACCCAAAUCACCUGGCCUGAUCAUUUUGGAACACGAUACCUCCGAAGCAGCUGUAGAUGCGUUCAUUAGCGCAUAUCCCGCCAUCAAGGCCAACGGCUGGCAACUCGUUUCACAGGCCCAGCUCUCCAAUGGCCAUGGGUCCACGUACCAGAAUGUAGACGCUCAGGGCAAGGUGACCUUUAAAGCCGUUGCUGCAGAUGUUGUCGUUCCAUCGUCACCAAAUCCUCAGCCCGCACCUGCUUCGUCCGGGACUAAUUCGUCGCCUUCGUCCUCAUCGCCCUCGCCUUCGUCAUCGGCCGGCUCUGGUACGAGUGUUGCCGGAAAUCUCCCAACAGGCUCGACCAACGCCGAAUCGAAUAACGGGUCUCCACCCAGUGUGUCGCAUUCCCUGGCGUUCGUUCUCUGUUCGCCAUUGCUUUUACUUGCCUCACUUCUGACAUGA
Molecule: messenger RNA, 1350 nt
Organism: Pleurotus ostreatus (oyster mushroom)
Lineage: Eukaryota; Fungi; Basidiomycota; Agaricomycetes; Agaricales; Pleurotaceae
Exons: 6
Coding region: 1-1350 (449 amino acids)
Biological process (GO): carbohydrate metabolic process
Cellular component (GO): membrane
Molecular function (GO): chitin deacetylase activity
Source: RefSeq, a predicted model, not a curated record